Messenger RNA from Humulus lupulus (European hop), 1279 nucleotides. RefSeq lists its product as uncharacterized. The transcript is spliced from 6 exons. NCBI's taxonomy places the organism in Eukaryota, Viridiplantae, Streptophyta, Magnoliopsida, Rosales, Cannabaceae. The record is from RefSeq and is a predicted model, not a curated record. The coding region runs from base 212 to 988 and encodes 258 amino acids.
UAGUCUUUAAUUAGUUACAUAUAUUUAGGCAGGGAAGAGAGAAGGUCCGAAGGACUUGGCUUGGUGCUUAUGGCUGAACCUCUGGAUCAAUAGUAUCCGCGUAGCUUCAGGGCUGGGAUUGGGCUCCCCCCCCCCCCCCACACACUUUCCUUUCUCUCCAUCUUCUUUCCUCCCAAUCCCGGUGAGAAUUGAUUCCCAUUUUCCGCCGGAAAUGAACAGCUAUAUUGCCAUGAAAGCUGCUCUCUUCAACUCCAAACCCUCCUGCUAUUUUACAAAGGCAGCCCAUUUUCACUCCACUUCUGUCUUAGACCGUCGACGACGCAAUUAUUGGGAUACUAAAAACAACUAUUAUUCCAAAAGGUUUCGGAAGCUUCAUGCAAAAGAACACUUGCUGCACAAUGUCAGUGCUUAUGCGGACUUCCUCUUUCAGAGCUGGCGAGAUGAGUGUGACGAAGAUGACUCAACAUCAAGUAAAGGGCCCUCAUGGUUCAGAAGGCCACACUCAGGAAAAGACUUUAGAAAGGGGUCUGGCAAUAGGGGAUCGCCAGCCUGGGACAGAAGAGGAUUCCGAAUUUGUGAAGAUGAAGAUGAUUAUGUUGAUACAGAGACCAUUUUCCGAUCUGCAUUUGGCGGAAAUCGAUUCUAUCAUUGGUCAUUCCUUAAUGAAGAGAAUACUCAAUGGAGGAGCUCAUCAAGGUUCUCCAAGAACUCUUGGAAUUGGAGGCAUAGGAUUGAAGAAGAAUAUGAAUAUGAAUACGAAUACGAGUCUGAGAGUUUAGAAUCAGAUUUAUCUUCCCAUAAAUUGGCCCUUGGAUUAAGUGCUUCUGGUCCAUUGAAACUUGAAGAGGUUAAAAAUGCAUAUCGAGCAUGUGCACUAAAAUGGCAUCCAGAUCGUCAUCUAGGCUCUUCCAAGGCUGUGGCAGAGGAGAAGUUCAAGCUUUGCAGUGCAGCAUACCAAUCUUUAUGUGAUAAGCUGGCAGUGGAGUAAGGAUGCCUCCAAACAAAUCUUUAAAUUUAAUUUAACUUGCAGCUGGUUAAUUCCUGAUGCUAAUCCAUGUAACAUAGCCAAAUCAAGUCUAUAGUUUGAGAAAUUUUGAGUAAGAAAACAGUGCCAGUUUGGUUUAUGAAGGGUGGCACUUUGUACAAUAAUCAUCCAAUGUUCUGCACUAGCAUGCAAUUUUGCACUGCUGGGUGAGUGGAGGCAUUGAUCCCCUCUUUUAUUUAUUUAUUUACACUUUACAUAUUUAUUUUAGGAAUAUAAGAUUUCCAUUCAUCGUUU